Messenger RNA from Pyrus x bretschneideri (Chinese white pear), 957 nucleotides. RefSeq names its product LOB domain-containing protein 2-like. The transcript has 2 exons. Lineage: Eukaryota; Viridiplantae; Streptophyta; Magnoliopsida; Rosales; Rosaceae. The record is from RefSeq and is a predicted model, not a curated record. Bases 15 to 719 code for a protein of 234 amino acids.
UAGGGUUUAAGAUCAUGCAGAGGACGAAUAACAAUGGCACAGCAGGAUCAACACAACCGGCAUGUGCAGCAUGCAAACAUCAAAGGAAAAAGUGUCAUGCUGGUUGCAUAUUGGCACCGUAUUUUCCUGCUGAUAGAACUCGGGAAUUCCUCGCCGUGCACAAAGUUUUCGGGGUCAGCAACGUAACAAAGAUGGUGAAGAAUGUCGAGGAACCCAAUCGGAGAAAGGUCACUGAAUCGUUGGUAUGGGAAGCUCUUUGUAGGCAAAAAGAUCCAGUGCUCGGUGCGUACGGAGAGUAUAGGAUGGUUUCUGAUGAGCUUAAAAGGUAUAAGCAGCAGCAGAAUCGUGAAAACCAUACUGUUCCUUUACAAGUGCAAAAGGGAUUGUGUUUCAACAAAUCCUUGUCGGAUUUGGUGGGUAAUUGGAAUGGUGGAAUCACUAAUGGAAUCACUAAUGUUAACAAUUCGGGUUAUCUUCAUGAUAACGACGAUGUUAUACCGGAUUCAGCCCCGUUUGGUUACCCUUUAAAUUGUGAACAACAGAGUCAUGAGAAGGUGGUAAAGCAAGUAAAAGUGGUAGAUUCUGUUGUUGUUCCACUACACCAGCAACAGCAGCAUUAUUCAGUCAACAAUAUCAAUCAACGGUAUUAUCUUACAGGUCAAUUUAAUGAAAUAAUUGGCAAGAGGAUAGAAGGCACAAUAUGGGAAGGAGGAUCAUAAUACUUGCAUUAAUUAAAGAUUUUAUUAUAUAUUGUUUUAAGCCCCGUCCCUCUUCUUUCAUCUUAAGCGUGACUGCUUGAAGAAAGAACAAUAUACAUGUGUCAGUUUUUUCUUUUAAUCUUUCACUUGUAGAUAAACAACAAGUGACACGAAGUAUGUGUGACAAUAAUUGAACUACAAUACUAUUCAAAACGUAUGCAGCUACAUGUAUAUUAUGCAUUAAGUGAUUUGAACUCAA